GUGGUUUGAUGAAAAUCUGAAGAAUCAGAGCGUCCAAUCUUGGUUUUCAUUGCAGGGUUAUGUGAUAGUAGCGAUGAACCAAUAGUAGCAAUAGCACUACUAUCCAUUGUUAUCAAUUUGUCCACCAUUCUGAUUCUAAUAUGAUUACAGUCAACUCCACAGAGAUUGGAGUAUAGUUACAGUUACUGAGAGGCAAUUCUGAACCGAAUUGCCUCUCACUCAACCCACCCAUGAAUUGUAUCCAUGCCGUCGCUCUUCCACCGCCAAGUUCCGCGCUUUUCCCAAAACGCCCUUUCGCAGUCCUCACGCCGAACCAAACCCUUUUGGCGAGAAACGCGAGGCUCGGAAUCAGAGUGAGAGUGAGAGUGAGAGCUUCAAAGGGUGAAGCAGCGAAUUGGUCCCGGUGGAUCCCCGCAGGGUCUUUUGCCGCCGAUAAUGUUUUCAGGUUGAUCGCGGGUGCCACUGCUAGUCCCAUUGGCCAGUUUGUUGCGUCCCCCACCACGUUUCUUCACUCCAUCGAUCCUCGAGUCAAAUUGGUAUGGCUUUUAGCUCUGGUUGUUCUACCAGCGAGGUCACACAUAAUUAUGCGAUUUGGAUUAGUGAUAUACCUGACUUUGCUUUCAAUUUGGAUUCUACCAAGAAAUGCUUGGAUGGAUCAAUUGGGAAGAGUUUAUUUGCUAUCUGGAUUAUUAUUCAUAACAUUAGGGCUGGGUGCAGAUGGUGUGCCAGCGCUUGUUCAGUUGAGAACACCACCACCUGCAAUGAUGGGGCUUCCUAAUCUUCCUGUAUCUUUAACAGGUUAUGCAUAUGUAAUCACGAAGUUAGGUCCAUUAACCUUUACCAGGAAAGGCCUAUCUGUAGCAAGCACUGUUGCAUGUUUGACUUUUACAGUAUUUCAAAGUGCAAGUCUCUGCCUCACAACUACAACCCCUGAACAACUAGCAUUUGCAUUGCGAUGGUUUAUGCUCCCUCUGAAAUACAUAGGCGUUUCUGUAUCAGAAAUUGUGCUUACACUUUUACUGUCGUUGAGGUUUAUCAGUCUUGUUUUUGAUGAGGUCCGGAACAUUGCUUUGGGGAUUGUAUCUCGUAGGGUAAAUUGGAAGCAGCUGACUGUUAUGGAGACUAUUGAUGUUUUCUUUAACUACUUCCGGCGCAUCUUCAAGAAUAUUUUCAGCCAUGCAGAGCAAAUUUCUCAGGCUAUGAUAGUCAGAGGUUUUAAAGGGGACGGUGAAACUCAUAAAAUUUACUUCUUGUCAGAAUCAUCUUUUGGGGUGAUAGAUUUUAUAUGCUUGUUGUGCUUGACAAUUGUCAUAGGAGCUGCUCUUCUUUCUGAGUACUACCUUGUCUGACAAUAUGUGCCACUCCUGCAUCUAAAAGAGCAUUCUGUAGUGAUGUUUGUUGGUAUUUUCAUCAUUCACUUAAUUUCUCAUCUUUCAACUUGCAUGAGAAAAAUCAUUAGAAUCACUUGAAUGUUCAAGGGAAAAACGGAUUUCCGCAAA
Messenger RNA from Cajanus cajan (pigeon pea), 1499 nucleotides. It is a transcript of the gene ABCI12, whose product is annotated as cobalt ion transmembrane transporter. NCBI's taxonomy places the organism in Eukaryota, Viridiplantae, Streptophyta, Magnoliopsida, Fabales, Fabaceae. Gene Ontology annotation, cellular component: chloroplast. The record is from RefSeq and is a predicted model, not a curated record.